Messenger RNA from Angiostrongylus costaricensis, 273 nucleotides. Lineage: Eukaryota; Metazoa; Nematoda; Chromadorea; Rhabditida; Metastrongylidae. The record is from the annotation of a GenBank genome assembly.
AUGAACAUAGUUCGAUGUGUCGUAUCAAUGUCUAUAAGUGCUACAAAUCCUGUUGGUGAACUAGUCGAUAAAAUUCUUUGGAUUGCUCUUAAAUUCUUCUAUAUGACUUCUGAAUUGAGUGUGUUGACGUUCGCUCUUCUAUUUGGUCACUUGGACAGUUCGACCAGCAUCAGAAGAGCUCUUAUGGCAACCUUACUGAUUAGUUUAAUACAUACUGCUAUUCAGUCCGUGCUCGAAUUCAAACUCGUUGAUCAGGUCCGUUUAGAAAGUUGA